AUGGAACGAUCAGAAACGAUAACCAGAGCAAACAUGACUAAUGUGGGAGACUUCAUUUUUCUUGGCUUUUCUGACCAAUCUGACUUUCAAGGAUUCCUAUUUGGUAUUUUCUUAGUCAUUUACAUGAGUAUUAUAAUAGGAAAUGGUCUUAUCAUUUUGAUGACAAAGUUUGAUCCAGGUCUUCGAACUCCCAUGUAUUUUUUCCUUGGAAAUUUUUCCUUCUUGGAAAUCUGCUAUACAUCAGUGACUCUUCCCAGAAUGCUGAAGGACUUUUGGACUCAGAACAAACAUAUUUCUCUACUGUCCUGUGCUGUUCAAAUGUGUUUCUUUCUCAUUCUUGGAGUCACUGAGUGCUUGCUUCUGGCCGUGAUGUCAUAUGACCGCUAUGUUGCGAUUUGUAAGCCUUUAUACUACCCUCUCAUCAUGAAUCACAAAACAUGUGUCCAGCUUGUUGUAGGUGCUUGGAUCAGUGGAAUGCCAAUUCAGAUAGGACAGGUAUGCCAGGUAUUUUCCCUGCCUUUCUGUGAUUCUAACAGACUUGAUCAUGUUUUCUGUGACAUUCCUCCACUACUGAAGCUGGCCUGUGGAGACACUUCUUUGAAUGAAAUUUUGGUUUAUGCUGAUGCUUUCUUGUUUGGUAUGGUUCCUUUUCUUUUGAUACUGAAUUCCUACAUCAGGAUCAUCACCACAAUUAUGAAGCUUCCGUCAACCAUGGGGAGGUCCAAAGCCUUUUCUACAUGUUCAUCUCACCUCACUGUUGUUGGUUUAUUCUUUAUGUCUGCUUCUAUUUCUUAUUUUCAACCCAAGUCAAGCCAAUCUACAGGAGCGGGAAAAGUACUUUCCCUUUUCUAUACUAUUGUGACUCCAAUGUUUAAUCCUGUGAUUUACAGUCUAAGGAACAAGGAUGUCAUUAUGGCGAUGAGAAAAUUAUGGCCUUGA
Messenger RNA from Dromiciops gliroides (monito del monte), 939 nucleotides. Its product is annotated as olfactory receptor 10AG1-like. Gene Ontology annotation, biological process: G protein-coupled receptor signaling pathway. NCBI's taxonomy places the organism in Eukaryota, Metazoa, Chordata, Mammalia, Microbiotheria, Microbiotheriidae. The transcript has a single exon. The record is from RefSeq and is a predicted model, not a curated record. Gene Ontology annotation, molecular function: G protein-coupled receptor activity; olfactory receptor activity. Gene Ontology annotation, cellular component: membrane. The coding region runs from base 1 to 939 and encodes 312 amino acids.